GUUUUAAAACGCUAAAAACAAAUGAUUUGCUAAUUCUGCUUCCCACCGUUCUUAUCGCUAAACCCGUCCCCCUCCAUUUCCCUUCAAAACUCCAAUUUUACGAAAAAAUAGAAAAAACCAGAUAAACGAAAAAAAAACACACACACACAUAAAAAUAACCCAAAAAAAAAACUAGCUCUCCACGCGCCGCCUCACGCACCCCGUGAUCGCAUUCUCAGGAAGCUUCUAGAACCAUGGACCCGCCCAAGCCCGUCUCCGAGGCCGAGGCCAAAACGCAGGCUUCGAACCAGACCCAAGAUCCGAAACCGAAAGCGGCCGGCGAAGCUCUGGACGGGGAUCAGAACUGGGCUACCUUCGUCAUGGGAUCAGAGGCUCAGACUCAGACCGAGGCCUCCGGGACUCCCACGGGUUCCGGGCCCAAGAAGUCGGUUCAUUGGAGCCCAAAAUUGGUCUCCGAAUCGCACAACAGUAGCGCCGGUGCCGCUUCUGAUUCGCAUCAGGGAUCCAAUCCCUACGUGGCUCCUUCCCCAAUGCUCACCUCCUCUUUCUCAUUCAAAGAUUCGGUGGAGACUGUAAGGGGCGUGUUUGGGAGGUGGAGAAAGUCGGUGGGGGAGGCUACUAAGAAGGCUGAGGAUCUCGCUGGAAACACGUGGCAGCACUUGAGAACAAGCCCUAGUUUUGCUGAUGCUGCCAUGGGAAGAAUUGCACAAGGAACAAAGGUUCUAGCAGAAGGUGGUUAUGAGAAGAUCUUCCAGUCAACCUUUGAGACAGCUCCUGAGGAGCAACUUCAAAAUUCAUUUGCAUGUUACUUAUCCACAUCAGCGGGUCCAGUCAUGGGAGUUUUAUAUGUUUCUACCGCAAAACUUGCUUAUUGUAGUGAUAAUCCCAUUUCAUACAAAGCUGAUGACCAAACUGAAUGGAGCUAUUACAAGGUGGUUAUCCCAUUACAUCAGCUUAAAGCAGUUAAUCCAUCAUCAAGCAGAUCAAACCCUGCUGAAAAGUACAUCCAGGUUAUCUCCAUUGAUAACCAUGAGUUUUGGUUCAUGGGCUUCUUAAAUUAUGAUGGUGCUGUGCAAUCCCUACAAGAAGCUCUGCAAGCCCGGAGCUCAUGUGUGUGAUAAUUAUUCUUGUGGGACACAAUUUUUGCUUUUUGCCCAUCGUAAGAUGUUUUGUAACUGAUAAAUUUAUAGAUUAAAUUAUUCAACACUGAUUUUGAUACCGUAUGCCACACUUGUGCAAAUUCUUUGAAAGUCCUGUGAAAAUGAGAUCCAGUAAUUUAACAUUUUUCA
Molecule: messenger RNA, 1289 nt
Organism: Prunus avium (sweet cherry)
Lineage: Eukaryota; Viridiplantae; Streptophyta; Magnoliopsida; Rosales; Rosaceae
Gene: GEM
Product: GRAM domain family protein
Source: RefSeq, a predicted model, not a curated record